UAUGCAGUACCCUCUUCCUUACCUAAUAGCUACCCUACCCACUACAGGUUAACUUCUUACAUACCAACCAGCUUCGGAACACAACUCAACCCAUCAACCUCAACAAAUUCGCGCCUUUUUCCUCCCUAGGAUAUUCGUCGAAGCAGUCCAGGGCUCUCCUCGUCCGGUCCUCCCCAGGGCUGCUUCCCACGAUCGGCGAAUUAUGAUCGCAUUAUGAUUAAGGCCAUUCGAUCGGGUCUGUGGACCUGCUCAAGAUGUCUCCGUCAAACCCCGAGAGCACGAGGCCCUCCGAAACGCUCGCUCUCUUCCGUUCCCGGGGCUGCUUUCUCUGAUGCUUCGCAGACCCCCGUCGACCAUUCUCCUGCCGACCGCAAGCACGAAGACACCCUACUGCGCCAGAUAUUCGACUCGCCGCCCACCUUCGAUUCCUUUGGCAAGACCCUGUUCGGAGCUCGCGGAAAUGUCGGCUUAUUCAGGAACAGAUACCUGACCUCGCCGCGGGGCUUCCUUGUUUUUGCCCAUGUCACCAUAAUCAAGGCCCAGUACGUGGUGGACAAGGUUCUGGCCGCGUCGACCCUAGAGGACUACAAGGCCCUCGUCCGUGAUAUGGACAGGCUGAGCGACCUGCUUUGCCGCGUCCUGGAUGUCUCCGACUUCGUCCGGGUCACUCACCCCGACGAGGAAAUGCAGGCGGCCGCGUCGCAGGCCUGGUCGAUGGUCUACCAGUACAUGAACGAACUCAAUACCACCACUGGCUUGAGCGACCAGCUGGGGAAAGCCCUGGCAAACCCCGAUGUCAUGGCUAGCUGGAACGAGGAGGAGCAGACCGUGGCUACGCUGCUGCAGCAGGACUUCAUGAAGUCGGCGAUACACCUCCCGAAGGAAUCGCGGGAUCGCUUCGUCAGCAUAUCCCAGCGUAUCAGCGAGCUGGGCUCGACUUUCGUUCAAGAGAUGCAUCCGGAACGGAGAUACCUCGAAUUCCCGAGCAGCCAGUUAUUCGGCAUGGAUCCGACGCUGGUGAAGAAGAAUACGAUUCGGGGCCUGGUUCGGAUCCCGACGCUAUCUUCCGAAGCCACCGCGGCGUUAAGAACCGUCUACGACGAGGACGCGAGGAGGGAGAUCUACUGUGCCACCCGAACGGCCUCGAGCGAAGCAAUCCAACUUCUGGAGACGUUGUUGAAGUCGCGGGCUGAACUGGCGAAGCUGUCGGGUUUUGCGAGCUAUGCGCACAUGGCGCUCCAGGAUAAAAUGAUGGCAAAGACCCCCGAGUCCGUCAAUCAGUUCCUCCUAGCUCUGUCCAAACAUAAUGCACCCCUCGUAGAAGAAGAGGUAGCAGGCCUUAUUCGCGAGAAGAGCGCCAGACAUCAAAAUAAGGCCGUCGAUCUGCAGCCGUGGGAUAAGGAUUUUUAUAUGGAAUCGAUACGCAGAGGGAUGAGGUCGCGACGGAAGUACGACGAUCGUUUGUCCGCCUAUUUCUCGCUCGGGACUGUGAUGCAGGGCUUAUCGAGGCUAUUCACUCGCUUGUACGGGAUCCGGUUUGUCCCCCGGGACACCCUACCGGGAGAGACGUGGCAUCCGGACGUGAGGCGACUCGACGUCGUGUCUGAUACCGACGGGCAUGUAGCCGUCCUCUACUGCGAUCUCUUCUACCGGCAUGACAAGUCUCCCAAUCCAGCGCAUUUCACCGUGCGCUGCUCUCGAGAAAUAUCGGAGGCCGAGAUGGAGAAAGCGGCGGAACAGUAUCACGUCAAGGCUCCAGGGCUACCCGAUUUCGAAUCGCCUAUCGAUGCGGCGAACGACGGGAUGGGCGUAUCGCAGCAGCCCGGCUCUAUAAAACAGCUGCCGACGAUCGCGCUGAUCUGUGAUUUCGAACAGAAGCGCCAACGAAACGAGCCCGCACUUCUAGAUUACCACCAAGUCGAGACGCUUUUUCACGAGAUGGGACAUGCCAUCCACUCGACCCUGGCUCGAACAUCCCUGCAAAAUGUAGCGGGAACUCGAUGCGCCACCGACUUCGCAGAGCUCCCGUCGACUCUGAUGGAGAACUUCUGCGCAGACCCGUCCGUUCUCGGGCUGUUUGCGCGACACUAUUCUACGGAUGCGCCUCUGCCGUACGAGAUGGUCGUGGACAGGCUUCACGUCUCUCGGCGGUUCGAGGCUUCGGAGAGAGAAAAUCAGAUUCUAUUAGCCAUGCUAGACCAGAAGUACCAUUCGUUGCAACCGGGUGAGGACGAUAUCGACUCGACCGAGAUGUAUCUGGGCCUGCAGAGGGAGUUUGGAAAGCUCCCUCCAGAUCCGCCCGGCACGAAGUUUCAAGGAUUCUUCGGCCACCUGUUCGGCUACGGCAGCACAUAUUAUAGCUACCUCUUCGACCUGGUGCUCUCCAGGCGCGUCUGGCAGGUCGUAUUCUCAGCCGGCCAGAACGGCGCCGCUAUCGACCGGGCGAACGGCGAGAGGCUGAAGGAGAGCCUGCUCAAGUGGGGCGGGAGCCGAGACCCUUGGAGAUGCCUCUCGGACACGCUGCAAGACGAGCGUCUGAUAAACGGGGACGAGAAGGCGAUGUCGCUAGUGGGAAGCUGGGUCACCAAAGACGACUUCCAGGGCUAGGUAAUUAGACAUUCUAAAUCUUGUUGCAUAGAAGGGGAUCGACGGACAACCUCCUAGGUACCUACCUAGGUAGGUAGGCAGGUAGUCCAUAUAACCCGCAGUAGACGUACGACAGCGUGAUACCCACCGAUACCAUAAAGCACUACUUCGCUGUUAUGCGAACAUGUCCCUGCUUCUCCUAAA
Durotheca rogersii is the source of this 2790-nucleotide messenger RNA. Its product is annotated as mitochondrial intermediate peptidase-like protein. Lineage: Eukaryota; Fungi; Ascomycota; Sordariomycetes; Xylariales; Xylariaceae. The transcript has a single exon. Gene Ontology annotation, cellular component: mitochondrion. The record is from RefSeq and is a predicted model, not a curated record. Gene Ontology annotation, molecular function: metalloendopeptidase activity. Gene Ontology annotation, biological process: peptide metabolic process. Bases 214 to 2607 code for a protein of 797 amino acids.